AUUUCCUCCAUCCCAUCCAUCACAUUACACCCGCCGGAUCUCACACAGCAUGGAGGACGAUGGUUCGGCUUCCCACAUUCCCAUUUUCCCCGAAUCACCGACUAUAUCAUGUUGACCGGGUGGGAAUAGACUUGCAGAAGAUUCGCCAGGCGAGGAUGCAGGAGCUUGCCCAGCAGGGCCAAGGCGAGGGCGGAAAUGAUAAGAAGUAUUGUUCUCAUGAGACUCUUCCCUUAGAUGCCACAUGUGCAGAUACGUUCUUACCACGGCUUCAGACAGCAAGAAGGUUUUUAUCUUCCAGAUCUCUUCUAUCCACGGCGUCUCGUUUGCCUACUAAGCUCGUAUCUGGGAACCGAUAGAUGAAGCGCGGAAGUCUAUAAUUUCGCAGAUACUCACUCCGGAAGCCGUCGACCGGCUUGGCCGUAUAGCCAUGGUCAAGGAAUCGAGGGCUCGCGAUCUCGAGAACCGUUUGAUCAUGAUGGCUCGUUCCAACCAAAUUCGUCAGCGUGUCACAGAGGAGGACUUGAUCGCUCUGAUCAAUGCCAUCGAUGAGAAAAAGACUACCGAACAGAAGGUUGUUUUUUCACGUCGGAAAGGUGUCCUUGACGACGACGACGAUUUCGAUCUGUGAUGGGCAAUGGGUUUUUCUAGUCAUCGUGGAUGGGUGGGGAACGGUGGUCUGCUUGGUUUCUUGAAAGCCCUACUAUUUCUACGAAAACAUCACCUUUAUAAUGGGCCGAGCGGGCUGUAAUUCCCUAAGGCGAUAGUUUCCUGGGCGGCUGUGUGAUGGGGAAACGUGGAGGUGGUAGUAAUAAUACAAGCAGUGCUCUAG
Molecule: messenger RNA, 829 nt
Organism: Tuber aestivum (summer truffle)
Lineage: Eukaryota; Fungi; Ascomycota; Pezizomycetes; Pezizales; Tuberaceae
Source: the annotation of a GenBank genome assembly